Folsomia candida is the source of this 2236-nucleotide messenger RNA. RefSeq names its product zinc finger CCCH-type with G patch domain-containing protein. Gene Ontology annotation, cellular component: nucleus. Gene Ontology annotation, molecular function: metal ion binding; RNA polymerase II cis-regulatory region sequence-specific DNA binding; DNA-binding transcription factor activity, RNA polymerase II-specific. Lineage: Eukaryota; Metazoa; Arthropoda; Collembola; Entomobryomorpha; Isotomidae. The record is from RefSeq and is a predicted model, not a curated record. The coding region runs from base 463 to 2025 and encodes 520 amino acids. Gene Ontology annotation, biological process: regulation of transcription by RNA polymerase II; negative regulation of DNA-templated transcription. The transcript is spliced from 8 exons.
UGGAAUAGAGAAAAGUUGAACCUACACGAGCCAAAACGACAGGUCUUUCCAUUGUGAAAGUGUUCUAGACUUCCUUCAAAAGUUAGCUGGAUUUUUCAGAAGUUGGAAGAUUUCGAAAAUUUUGGGCUGGGAGGACGAUGUCAGAGAGAAGUCGGAUUGUUGGUGCCGAAUAACGUGGUGCAUGCCUCAGAAAUAAUUUUGGAUUUCUUCGCCGCAAACACCCGCGAGGCUUGAAUUACAGGGGUUUAGUGACACAUGAAAAUCAAAACAUUCUUCAGUGGAAAUUUCUGUGAUACCUUUUUAAAGGAAUUUUAAGGGAUUUUUUAAGGUGAUAAGGUUUGUUGAAAGCCAGGCAUUUAUGCACUACUUUCUCAGAGUUUCAGAGUUAAAAAAUUGCCUCUCUUCAAGUGAAUGAAAACAAACCGAAGACUGUUGUACGACAAAGCGAUUAGUUAAUUCGCCAUGGAUCAGGAUAUAGAAAGUCUUAAAAGUCAGCUAAGCCAAAUGCAGAGCCUUCUCCCAUUAGUUACUGGAGAAGAGAAAGUGGAGAUACAAAAUGUUAUCAGUCAGUUGGAAGAACUUAUCUCAACAGUGUCUGCAUCCACUAGCAGACCCAAUGAGAUUUCAAUUCCAGAUGAUGACGAGUAUGCAAUGUUUUCGGCUGAAAUCGCGUCAAUUGAGCAAGAGUUUAGCAAUCUUAACAAUGGAACUGAAAAUAGCACUGCGACCACAUCCAGCAAGAUCUCUAUAAAUGACAUUGGAACAGAACACGAUGUAAAAGACGUACAAGAACAGGGGUCCACGAUACAAGAAGAACUGUCAGCACUGGAGGGGAUGAGAUGUAUAGCCCCUCAUGAAGAACAAUGGGGUCAAAUUGGCUAUUAUCCCGCAAUGAUCUCAGAAGUUAUAAAUUGUGACAAGAGUGAUUUAGAUGGAAGUACUGAUGAAUUUAACUGUGUAUCUGAAAUCAAAGUACGAGUGAUUUUCCUUCAUCCGGUUGUAAAAAGUCAGCUUAUGUGUCCAUACUUGAAAGACAAUUGCUGCAAGUUCUCAGAGUUUGAAUGUCGAUACUCACAUGGAGAAAUAGUACAAUUUUCAAAGCUUCGUGACUAUAGUGAACCCGAUUACACCAAGGUUGUUCCCUCUGCCCGAGUCCUUGCUAAAUAUCAUGAUGGCCUUUGGUAUAAUGCUACAGUACUAAGGCUUACGAAGGAUGGUAAUUGUGAAGUUCAAUUUGACAAAGACGAUACAUCUUCAAAAAUUGGAGUUGAUGAAACUGUCCCCUUGAACACUAGUGAGAUUGAGUCGUCAGACGAAGAAGAGUAUGAGGACGAUGUCUGUACACUUUACGAGGAUGUAGCUACACAGAAUCUAGAAUGCGACCUAUUGAAGAUAACUAGUGCUGACGUUUUGGGAGAUUGGGAAAAGCACACAACGGGAUUUGGAUCACGGUUGAUGAUGAAAAUGGGGUACGUAAUGGGAUCUGGAUUAGGUAAGGAAUCUGAAGGCCGUGUGCUUCCUGUGGAUGCAAUUAUGGUACCCUUGGGCAUGUCUCUAGACCAAUUUAUGAAUUUAAAAGAGAACAAGAAAAUAGGAAAAGAACGAUUUAGUGUAGAAAAAAAGUUAAAACAGGCUCAUAAACAUCAUGCACACAAAGAGAAGCAACUUUCUGAACGGAAUAAGAAAAUCACAUCAGUCUUUGACUUUCUAAAUAAUAAACUUCACAAAAAGAAAACUGUAACAAGUAUUUCAAGCUCUUUAGGGAAUGUACAGAAAAAGAAUUGUCUGUCACUAAAGCAGGACAUGCUGAGCGUUGGCGAAGAAAUGCGAAAAGUUAACAAAGAUAUUACAAAAAUGCAUCAAUCACUUAAACGAAUCGAAGGAAGGGACGCUGCAACAGAAAAUUUGAUGAAGAGUAAGUUAGGUGAGCUGGAAAUUAGGCGAAAUGAACUAGUCCGUAUUGAAAACAGUAUCAUCAAAGAACAAAAUAAUAGAUCAGAUAAGAAAAAGUUGACAGAAUUUUAACAUGCGUUAAAUUUAAUUUUCUUAAUCUGCAACAUUAUUUUAUUUUCGUAUAUAUUUCUUAAAUUCGUUAUUAGUGUGUUAACCAACUUUAUGAUUUACAUCGUUAAUUAUGAUACCUAUUUAAGUGUGUGUCGCACAAAAUAUUGAAUAAUUAUUUGUUAACCUUAACAAUCGCAUGCUAAGUAAUAAAAACAUUUCAUCUUAAGUAAAA